Messenger RNA from Naegleria gruberi, 1518 nucleotides. RefSeq lists its product as uncharacterized. Gene Ontology annotation, molecular function: UDP-glucose 6-dehydrogenase activity; NAD binding. The transcript has a single exon. Gene Ontology annotation, cellular component: nucleus; cytosol. Gene Ontology annotation, biological process: glycosaminoglycan biosynthetic process. The record is from RefSeq and is a predicted model, not a curated record. NCBI's taxonomy places the organism in Eukaryota, Heterolobosea, Eutetramitea, Acrasida, Naegleriidae. Bases 1 to 1518 code for a protein of 505 amino acids.
AUGCUCGUUGACGAUCACUCUUCUCCAUCCGAUCAAGAGAAGAAUACCACCACAGAUCAAGAAGAACAACCACAACAACCACUGGUUAUUAAAAAGAUAGCCUGUAUUGGUGCUGGUUAUGUUGGUGGUCCUACAAUGAGCGUUAUUGCUACCAAGUGCCACGAUAUUCAAGUAAUUAUUUAUGAUAUGAAUCAACAACGUAUUGAUGCUUGGAAUAGUGCCGAGUUGCCAAUCUUUGAACCAGGCUUGGAAGAAAUUGUCAUGGAGAGAAGAGGAAAGAAUUUGCACUUUACCACUGAUUAUCAACAAGUUGUUGAUUCCGAUGUUAUAUUUCUUUCAGUGAAUACUCCAACAAAGUAUUAUGGUGUUGGUAAGGGAAGAGCAGCUGAUUUGAAAUAUGUAGAAUCUUGUGCAAGACAAUUAAGGGAUACUAUUAAGAGUGGAAGAAAGAUUAUUGUGGAAAAAUCAACAGUACCUACUCGUACUUCUAUUGCAGUGAAGAGAAUUUUGGAAAGUGGUGAAAGCAAGGCUCGUUUUGAUAUCUUGUCCAAUCCGGAAUUUCUUGCAGAGGGUACUGCUAUUAGUGAUUUGCAAAAUCCUGAUAGAGUGUUGAUUGGAGGUGAAGAUGAAGAGUCCAUUAGAGCUCUUUCAUCUGUGUAUGAAAGAUGGGUUCCAAAGGAGAGAGUUAUUACUACUAAUUUGUGGUCAAGUGAAUUGAGUAAGCUUGUCGCUAAUUGCAUGUUGGCUCAAAGAAUCUCUUCAAUGAAUGCUAUUUCUGCUCUCUGUGAAAAGACUGGUGCAGAUAUUCAACAAGUUUCCUUCGCAGUUGGAAAGGAUACAAGAAUUGGAUCUAAAUUCUUGCAAGCUAGUGUUGGAUUUGGAGGAAGUUGUUUCCAAAAGGAUAUUUUGAAUUUGGUCUAUUUGGCUGAUCAUUACAAUUUACCAGAAGUUGCCAAAUAUUUCUAUGGAAUUAUUGAAAUUAACAAUUUCCAAAGAGAAAGAUUUGCUAAAAAGGUAAUUCACAAAUUGUUCAAUACUGUCAGUGGUAAAAAGAUUUGUGUUUUGGGAUUUGCCUUCAAGAAGGACACUUCUGACACUCGUGAAACUUCAAGCAUUUUUGUUUGCAAAUCAUUGUUGGAAGAACGUGCUAAAAUUCACAUCUAUGAUCCAAAAGUUACCAAGAAACAAAUCAUGUAUGACAUGAAGAGUAUUAUGAACGAUUGCUAUGAUGGAGAUUUCAGUGCCAAGAUGGAAUCAUCCAGAGAAAGUGAACUUGUCGAAUCGAACAUUUUUGUGUCAACAGAUCCAUAUGAAGCCAUGUCUGAUGCUCAUGCUAUUUUGGUUCUUACAGAAUGGGAUGAAUUCAAGCAAUAUGAUUACAAACGAGUAUUCGAAGGUAUGAAGAAGCCAGCUUACUUGUUCGAUGGUAGAAAUAUUUUGAACAGAAAAGAUUUGGAAACUAUUGGUUUUGAUGUUUAUCAAAUCGGAAAACAAGAAUCACAUAUGGCUGAUUGGUAA